Aspergillus versicolor CBS 583.65 is the source of this 3805-nucleotide messenger RNA. RefSeq lists its product as uncharacterized. Gene Ontology annotation, biological process: glutathione metabolic process. Gene Ontology annotation, cellular component: cytosol. The transcript is spliced from 2 exons. The record is from RefSeq and is a predicted model, not a curated record. Gene Ontology annotation, molecular function: 5-oxoprolinase (ATP-hydrolyzing) activity. NCBI's taxonomy places the organism in Eukaryota, Fungi, Ascomycota, Eurotiomycetes, Eurotiales, Aspergillaceae. The coding region runs from base 1 to 3798 and encodes 1265 amino acids.
AUGUCUUUUCCUGAUAUAAACAUUUCUAUAGACCGCGGUGGCACGUUCUGCGACGUCCUCGUCCAGACAGGACAGACAGACCGCGUCUUCAAGCUCUUAUCAGAAGAUCCAGCCAACUACCGCGAUGCCCCGACAGAGGCAAUCCGCCGGGCACUGGAGGCCAUCGAGGGCCGGGCAAUCCCCAAGGGUGAAAAGAUAGACGGCUCGCGCAUCGCUUCAUGCCGGAUCGGCACGACAAUCGCGACGAAUGCCCUGCUGCAGGGAAAAGGCGAGAAGUUUGCCUUCGUCACUACGAAAGGGUUCGAAGAUGUCUGUAUUAUCGGCGACCAGACCAGACCGAAGCUUUUCGAUCUAAAGGUUCGAAAGGCGACGCCGCUGCAUGAAAAGGUCGUUGGAGUGGACGAGAGAGUUACAGUGGAAGACUACGACCUGGAUCCGUUUCCCUUGGACAGGAAGCGAGAUCUCACUGAUCCAAGACUUGUCCGGACGAACAGUGGUGAGAUUAUUCGAGUGCUCCAGCCGUUGGAUACUGCUGCAGUCCAAGAGACCCUGCUAGAGCUCAAGGCAGAGGGAUAUACGUCUGUUGCAAUUGCCUUUCUUCAUUCGUAUCUAUUCCCCGAUCACGAAGAACAGGCCGCUGCCAUUGCAAGACAAAUCGGCUUUCGAUACGUGACGACAUCUUCUGAGAUCUGCCCUGUUAUUAAAUACCUCGACCGAAGCAACUCCGUCUGCUCCGAGGCAUUCCUGUAUCCCAUCGUCAAGCAGUACAUCUCGGACUUCGAGGCUGGAUUCUCAGUUCUACCGAAGAGAGUCGAUUUCAUGUGCUCCGACGGAGGGCUGAGGUCGGCCUCAAGAUUCCGAGGCAACGAAGCCCUCCUGAGCGGUCCAGCUGGUGGCGUUGUCGGAAUCGCACAGACAUGCUACGACUCCGACGAGGGGACACCAGUUAUCGGAUUCGACAUGGGCGGGACAAGCACCGAUGUCUCGCGGUAUGAUGGGACAUACGACUAUCUGAGCCAGACCACUAUAGCAGGUCGAAACAUCACCAUUCCCAUGUUGAAUAUUGCCACCGUUGCUGCUGGCGGAGGCUCGAUCCUGGCUGCCCGGAAUGGGCUGUUCGUUGUAGGGCCUGAAAGUGCAGGAUCGCAUCCUGGACCGGCUUGUUAUCGUAAGGGAGGGCCUUUGACUGUUACUGAUGCCAAUUUGUUCCUGGGGAGGCUCCUCCUGUCCUCGUUUCCGUCUAUCUUUGGUCCUAAUGCGGACCAGCCGCUGGACUAUGAAGCAACGGCACAGAAGUUUGGUGAAAUCACAAAGGAGAUCAAUUCGCAGACAGGACAGUCUCUUGCACCAGAAGAAGUUGCUCUGGGUUUCCUCAACGUUGCAAAUGAGACCAUGAGUCGGCCAAUCCGCAAUGCUACUGAAGCCCGUGGAUAUCAUCCAGAACGGCACAACUUGGUCAGCUUUGGAGGCGCAGGUGGCCAGCAUGCUUGUUCUAUUGCUCAGCGGCUGGGGAUAAAGAGGAUUCUGAUUCACAAGUACUCUUCUAUCCUCUCUGCAGUGGGCAUCUCCAAGACAGAGCUCAAGUCGGACGCUGUUGAGCCGUACGUAGGAGCCUUUGAUCUCUCAGUACUCCCAAACAUCAACUCCCGGUUCGCCUCUUUGAAGGAAAAGGUUAGACAGGACCUGCUCGGUCAAGGUGCAAUUCCAGAGUCGAUUCGCUUCGACGAGUCCCUCAGUCUGCGAUACCAAGGGACAGACACGAAUCUUGUCAUUGCAAAGCCACCCGACGAGGACUAUGCAGAGGCGUUCCGCAGCACACACAAAAGAGAGUUCGCUUUUACGCUGGAGAGGCCGGUGAUUGUUGAUUCAGUCCAGGUUCGGGGUGCCGGUGGGAGCAGUUCCUGGGAGGCCUCAUUAUCUCCUUUUGAAGCUUUAUCGCAGCUCAAGGCCAGCCCUAAGUCGGCGGAGACCCAGAUCCAUACAAGAGUCUUUGUUGAGUCUUCGUGGCAAGAUAUCCCCGUCUACAAUCUAGAAUCCAUCUCGCAAUCUGUCAUUCCUGGUCCAGCUCUCGUCAUCGACGCAACGCAAACCAUCUUCGUCGAGCCCCAGUGGCAGGCGUACAUCCUGUCUGACCAUCUGGUCCUGGAGCGACAGGCCAACAAGCCUGAACCAUUAUCAGCCCAGGUUGAAUCCAUCAGUCCCAUCCAGCUGUCCAUCUUCGCCCACCGGUUCAUGGCCAUCGCCGAGCAAAUGGGCAACACGCUGCAACGCACGUCCAUCUCGACCAGCAUCAAAGAGCGCCUCGACUUCUCCUGCGCCAUCUUCUCUCCAUCCGGAAAACUCGUCGCCAACGCCCCCCACAUCCCCAUCCACCUGGGGAGCAUGCAGUACGCAAUCCAAUACCAGCAUCGCCUCUGGCAAGACAAGCUCCAACCAGGCGACGUCCUCCUCACCAACCACCCGGACUGCGGCGGCACCCACCUCCCGGAUCUCACAAUCAUCAGCCCCGUCUUCAGCGCGUCACACGAACUGGCCUUCUACGUUGCGGCACGCGGACACCACACCGACAUCGGCGGCCGCGGCAUCUCCGCCAUGAUGCCCGACUCCAAGGAACUGUGGGAAGAAGGCCUAAACGUGCAGUCGAUGAAGAUCGUCGAGAACGGCGUGUUCCUCGAGUCGGAUGUCCGCGAAGCUUUCCUCCACGCCGGCACAUUCCCAGGAUGCAGUCCCACCCGCCGACUUCACGAUAACAUCUCCGACAUCAAAGCCCAGAUCUCCUCGAACCAGCGCGGCAUUCUCCUCCUGCAGAACCUGUGCGAUGAGUUCAGCUUGCCUGUCGUGCAUGCACAUAUGCACGGGAUCCAAUCCAAUGCCGAAACCGCCGUGCGAUCUUUCUUCAAAACAAUCGCAGCAGACACCAAAACUAAAUCCAAGACCCUAAAGGCAGCAGACUACCUCGACAACGGCACAAGAAUCCAAGUCAGUAUCACAAUCGACUCGACCACUGGAUCCGCAGUCUAUGAUUUCACAGGCACAGGACCCCAGACGUGGACCAACUACAACUGCCCGAUCUCUGUUACACAUUCUGCCGUGAUAUAUACAACACGCUGUCUCAUCGCCAGCGACAUCCCGCUGAACGACGGCUGUCUAGCCCCUAUCGAGAUUAUUGUUCCAAAGGGAACUGCCCUAAACCCAUCUGCGCCUGUUGCGAUCUGCGCAAGUACACUCGCGAGCCAGCGCAUCAUCGACACGAUUCUGCGAGCCUUUGGUGCUGUUGCUGCGUUCUCGGGGUGUGCGAAUAGUUUUGGAUGGGGGGUUGGAGGGAAGGAUCCUCUUACUGGGGAGAUAACCCCUGGGUGGAACUAUGGGGAAACGGUUGGAGGGGGCUGUGGUGCUGGACCUAGUUGGGAAGGGGAGAGUGCGGUGCAGUGUCACUCGACGAAUACGAAGAUUACGGAUGUGGAGGUUGUUGAGAAGAGGACGCCUGUUGUUGUGCAAAGACAUGCGGUGAGGCAGGGGACGGGGGGGAGUGGGAGGUUUAGGGGAGGGGACGGGGCUGUUAGGGUUAUUGAGGCCAGGGUGCCGAUGAGGUGUAGCAUCUUGAGUGAUAGAAGGGUGUUUGCGCCGUAUGGGAUGGAGGGGGGAGGGGAGGGCGCUGUGGGAGAGAACUAUGUGUAUCGCUGGAAUGGGGACCGCACUGGGUUUGAUCGAGUGUCUGUCGGGGGGAAGGCCGAGUUGAAGCUGGACGAGGGCGAGAUGAUGGAGGUGAACAGUCCGGGGGGUGGUGGAUGGGGAUAACGUAGGC